Molecule: messenger RNA, 690 nt
Organism: Priceomyces carsonii
Lineage: Eukaryota; Fungi; Ascomycota; Pichiomycetes; Serinales; Debaryomycetaceae
Exons: 1
Coding region: 1-690 (229 amino acids)
Molecular function (GO): phosphatase activity
Source: RefSeq, a predicted model, not a curated record
AUGGAUGGAACUCUUUUAAAUACUGAAAACCUCUACACAGAAGCAGCAUCAGAUGUGCUAGCACAAUUUGGAACAGGUCCUUUAACGUGGGAUGUGAAGAUUCGUCUUCAAGGUUUACCUGGAAUCGAGGCUACAAAAAUUAUUAUCAAAGAAUAUGAAGUUCCAGCAACACCGGAAGAGUUUAUGAAACUUUCUAUGUCUGUCCUGGAAAAAAAAUGGCAUAGAAGCGCUUUUUUGCCCGGUGCAUUAGAGUUAUUGAAUUAUCUCGAACAAAAGGGUAUUCCUAUGGCAUUGGGUACAAGCUCAAACACGAUCAAUUUUCAAAGAAAGACUAAUCACUUGCAACAUGGUUUCAAGCAUUUUGGCAGCCAUAUCGUUACUGGAGAUGAUGAUAGGAUCGGCCCUGGAAGAGGCAAACCUCAUCCAGAUAUUUGGCAUGUUUGCUUAAACAGUAUCAAUAGAGAAAGAGUAGAAAAAGGCUUAAAUGAAAUUGAAAUGGAGGAUUGCUUGAUUUUUGAAGAUGGUGUCGUUGGUGUUUUGGCAGGAGUUGCAGCAAGAGCCUACGUAAUCUGGAUUCCUGACAAAGAGGCCUUACGAUUAUUAGCUGGCAAAGAGAAAGAAAUAAUUGCAGACAGUGGAGAGAUUAUUCUGAGCCUUGAGAAUUUUGAUAUUAAAUAUUUAGACCUGUAG